Molecule: messenger RNA, 3486 nt
Organism: Alosa sapidissima (American shad)
Lineage: Eukaryota; Metazoa; Chordata; Actinopteri; Clupeiformes; Clupeidae
Gene: pamr1a
Product: peptidase domain containing associated with muscle regeneration 1a
Exons: 12
Coding region: 161-2635 (824 amino acids)
Biological process (GO): proteolysis
Molecular function (GO): serine-type endopeptidase activity
Source: RefSeq, a predicted model, not a curated record
GAGACAGGCAACUGGGUUAGGGAAGGAGGCAGAGCAAGAAGGAAGAACUGUCACUGCGUGUGUUUGUGUGCAUAGAUGACGGGAGAGGAGAGAACGAAAACGGUAGAGAGUGAGUGGGGCAUAGUUUUAUAGACUUCUCGCCUUCCAAAGUUCCAGGAGUAUGCAUUCUUUGGUCAGACCAAAAAUUAGGGCACAGUUGAAUCUAAAUCGAAGCCAAAACCCAUUUUGGCCCCUUUUUGCUCUCCAUGCUAUGCUGCUUUGUGUCUGUACAACGGCUUGGCCACAUGUUUCCAGGCCCCAGGAUGACAAGUGUCCCAGCGCUGAGUGGAACGCCAUGUGUCGCUCGUGCUGUGAGUACGACCAAAUCCGUUGCAAGUGUCCGUCGCAGAGCACACAGGUGGGCUACGCUGUACCCUGUUGCCGCAACGAGCUGGACGAGUGUGAUCCCUGCAUUAUACACCAAGGGUGCAGCAUUUUUGAGAACUGUAAGACGUGCAACAAUGGGACAUGGCAGGCCCAGGAUGAUUUCUAUAUCAGAGAGCAGUACUGCACAGAGUGCCGUCAGGGCUGGUCUGGAGGAGACUGCAUGAAAUGUGGAGGUGUUAUCAGAAGGCGUCAAGGUCAUGUGACUCUAGAAAGUUAUCCCAUAAAUGCCAAAUGUGAGUGGACCAUAUAUGUUAACAGAGGAAUGACGGUGGACCUCAGGUUCUCAAUGCUCAGCCUGGAGUUUGAUCACAGUUGUCGGUAUGACUAUGUUGAGGUGAGGGAUGGUGACCGCAUGGACUCGCCUAUUAUUGGUCGAUACUGUGGCAGUGAAAGUCCUCCACCAAUCAUAAGCUCAGGGUAUUCCUUGCACAUUCGUUUUGUGUCCGAUGGAUAUAACAACUUUGAUGGCUUCUUUGCUACAUUCCAGGAGGCCUCUGCAUGCAGUUCCUCUCCCUGUCUGCACGGGGGCACUUGCAACUUGGACCCUGUUCAGUCCUUCCGCUGUGCGUGCCCAGCUGACUACACAGGUCAUCAGUGCGAGACCUCUGUUCCACUGAAGAAAGCCUGUGGCGUGCCUCCAACGCCCCUGGAUGGAGAUUUCACUUUGCUGUACGAAGCAUCUGGAAAUGCUCUCAGCAUGGUUCAGUACUCGUGCCACAAAUCUUACCGACUACAUGGCACGACACAGAGGAGCUGCUUGUCAAAUGGCACAUGGAGUGGAGCAUCGCCCAUGUGUGUCAAAGAUUCCAACAAGAAUAAUUGCCCUUCAUUACCUAAGCUUCAACAUGGGUAUUAUAAGACGACUGCUCGAAAGACAUCACACACGGUGGAUUUUCACUGCAAGAACUCCUAUGUGCUGAGUGGAAAUUCACGAAGAAGCUGCCUUGCUGAUGGAACUUGGAGUGGCAAGCAGCCACAAUGUGUGAAAGCUUGUCGAGAGCCUAAGGUGUCAAAGCUUGUGAAACAGAGGAUUCACCCACCUCAUGUUGCUCUGAGGAGAAAUACCACACUCCACGGGCUGCACUCUCUGACCAACCUGAGAAUACCAGGAACAGCCACCCUGAGUGAGGAGGUGACCCCUAUCGAGCCACUUCCUGCUGGGUUUCACUCUCAGUAUACCCAGAUCGAGUAUGAGUGUGCCUCCCCUCUCUACCAGCACUUUGGCAGUGCCCAGCGCACCUGUCUCAAGACAGGGAAGUGGAGUGGGCAGCAUGUCUCCUGUUCACCAGUGUGUGGAAAACUCGGAUCGGUCAGUCCCCAGACGCUGGCAGACACACAGUGGCCUUGGCACGCAGCCAUCUACCACCACAUCUCUGGAGCUAGAGCGGGGAGGACAGAGAGCGAGGAAGCCAGAUUUGGUGGGGGGAGAAUCGGGGACAACCGAGGCGAGCGUUGGCGGUUAACAUGCAGCGGGACUUUGGUGAACCAAUACAGUGUGGUGGUGGCAGCACAUUGCGUGACAGAGCCGGGCAGUGCCCAACAUGUUCGCCCGGCUGAUAUUAAGGUUGUGAUGGGCAAGCGCAAUUUAAGAGUACAUAUGAACACAGAGACAUCCGACUUCUUGCGGGUUGCUGCCAUCUUGAUUCACCCAAAUUACAACUUAACUGGGCCAGACUCUGAUCUGGCCGUACUGAAGCUGCUGGACAAGGCCAGAAUCAGCGAGCAUGUAAUGCCUGUGUGCCUACCGCGACUGCAAGGAGGAGAGGUUACUGCCCAGCAGGGGUAUGCCAUUGACUGGCCCUUGCCUGAAAACAGUGCCCAGGACGACACAGCAGUUUCAGCUCACACUGGGCUGAUUGAGCUGAGGGAUGUUUUGCAGUGUGAGAGACAGUACAGACUUAAUGGGCUUCCUGUGGCCCUCACCGACAACAUGCUGUGUGGCCGCCAGCAUCCCCACAGCCCCACACCGGUCUGCUAUUCUGCCACUGGUGGAGUGGUCAUGGUUCAGUCCCCUCCUUCUCCUCGCAGCCCCCACCUGUCACCCCUCUCAGGCGACGACAGACAUGAUAGCGAUAGCGACCAAGGAGUCUGGGAGCUAGUCGGCCUGGUGAGCUUUGGGUACGAGCAACGCAAGUGCAGCCCAGAACUUUACAUAAUCUACACGCGUGUGAAUAACUUAAAAGACUGGAUCGAGAAGAGCAUAAAGUAAAGUCCCCUGCUGAACCAGUGUCAAUUGAAGGCCUCUGCUCUGCAACACAUUGGACCAACUAUUGGGUUGGAGUUUCUGGACUCGCAGGGGCUUAGACACUUGCAUGGUUUAGUAGAAUGGUCUUUCAAAUCGCAGACACUGCUGCUUUAUUUGUCAAAAUGAUUUUAAUUUUUUACUCGACUCGACUUUACUCGACUUUUUUUACUGGACUCGCAGGCGCUUAAAGACACUUGCAUGGUUUAGUAGAAUGGACUUUCAAAUCGCAGACACUGCUGCUUUAUUUCUCAAAAUGAUUUUCAUUUUUUACAGCACAUUUUUGCAAUUGUGUGCACAUUUCCCCCUUUGCAAUGGAAUGCAUUAUCAAGGAGCAAUACAAGGAGUUUGUUUGUUGCUGCAUUCAUGCUGGUUAUGGGAAAGAGAUGUUCUCAGAUGAAACACUCAGGUGUCUGAGCAUGUGUUAGUGGGGGGAGCAGUUAGCCAAACGUGCAGUCACUCAUUGAGAAACACUUAGGGGAUUUGCAGGCUUUAGCUGCUCGCGUUCCUUGCACAUUCACUGGAGUUCCUGUAAGUUCACAUAGAGUAUCCCCCAUAAGAUAUCCACUGUGACGCAACAACACCUUGCAUCUAGUGAGCCCCUACUACUUCAACACUGCUAGCAAAUUCACCAACAUAUAACAUACUAAACAGUGACAAAAAUAUAUGCUUGCAAAUAUACAAAUAGACACUUGGUGAUUCAGAUGUGCAUGUUUGAAUAGCAUGUACUGUAUCACACAACAGUUACAGAUCUCUGUUUCUCAAAGUCACCGAGUACUGUCAAUAUGAAAUAAAAUGAAAACAAUCGGUUCUACCUA